UAAAUUAUUAUGUAUGGGUUUUUGGCUCCAUUCGAUUUGGAGGGAAUAAUGUGCACUUUGAAGUGAAUUUUGAUGUCGAUUCAGCGAGAAAAUGUCGAAAAAUGUACUUCAGCCGUUGGACGUGAAUCGCACGAGUAUGGAUCGGUCGCCUGUGAGGAAGAGGGCCAGGUAUGAUUCUCCAGUGAAGGAAGGAUGGAGCCUCACAUCACACAAUUUGAAGCUGGAUGAAGUCUUUGAUUUUGGUGUUGGUGUAUUGAAUUCUGAUUCUGAAACGCAAACUGAUGAUGAGGAGUGUCCUCGAGAUGCAUCCAGUUAUGAUGACUGUUUGGAACCAACUGCAGAACCUGAUGAACCAGCAGCUGACUCAAUCUCGUUAGACGAUUGGGAUGGAUUUUUAAUUAAAAAACCAGUCAUAUCGAAUACCUCAAUUGAUCAGUUUUGUCGUUUAUCUGAUGAAGUGAUUCUUCACAUAUUCCAUUUCCUUCCCAAAAGGCAGCUGACGCAAAUCGCGUGCGUCUCGAAGCGUUUCCACAGAUUAACCGAAGACGAGAGUCUCUGGGCGAGGAUGGACGUGUCCAAUCGAGUUUUAUAUCCUGGUGCUCUCGGUCAGAUCCUCAGCAGACAAGUGGUGAUUCUGCGAUUGGCGCAGAGUGAGAUCUCACAUCCUGCCAUUAUGCCGGACUGCCGAGCUUCGAACGAAGACUUCCAGUCGCGUCUCCUCUACUUGGAUUUGAGUCUGGUGCACGUAUCACCAGAAAGUUUGACGUCGCUCUUCACCAAGUGCCAGAGACUCAAGAAACUCAGUCUCGAGCACGUCCAGAUCAACACGGAAGUGCUUCAAGCUUUAGCGCAGAACAAAGAGCUGGAGGUCUUGAAUCUGGCGAUGGUCCAGGGGAUCGAAGUUGACGGAUUGAAGGUUCUCCUCAAAAAUUGCAAAAAGUUACGCGAAUUAAAUUUGGCGUGGACGUUUCUGAGUUGUCCUUCCAUCAAACUGUUGUGCGCUCAACUGCCGAAGACCCUGGACAGACUAAACAUAUCCGGAUGCCGGAAACUACUCACCGACAACUACGUCCUGGACUUGGUAAAAUCAUGCCCCGGACUGAGAGAACUCGACCUAUCCGACUGCACAGGCCUGACGGGGACCGCAAUACAUCACAUAAUCCUGCUGGAGGAUCUCAACUUCCUCGCGCUCUCGCGCUGCUAUCUCAUCCCCUACAGAUCCCUGCUCACGCUCAAGAAGGUCAAAUCUCUGGUGUAUUUGGACGUACACGGAGGAUACAUCGACUACACCGAGCUGAGGAUUAUCCAGGAUGGAUUAGGGAGUCACAUACACAUCAACAAGUUCAAGUUUAGCUCGGUGGCGCGGCCCACGGUUGGCGCCAGACGAUCAUCCAUAUGGAAUAUGCGAGUGCGUGACUAACCAACGACGUACAACAAACAAGACUGAGAGAGAGAGAGAGAGAGAAUUUGAACAACGAGUCAAAUAUGAGAAACCUCGAUGAAAAUUGUGAUAAUAAGUAAAUAAUAAUUUUUUUUUUUUGUUUGUACGACAUCAAGUGAUAACGGAAAUCCGCUUACGUUCCCUUCAUCAUUAUUUUUGGUUGUAUUUUCUUCGUCUUUCCUUUAUACCUAUCAUAUAAAGAAAUGAUAUAUUUAUAUAUAUAUAAACAAAUAUAUGUUUGUGUAUGUACGUCUACCAAGAAAACUAUAUAGUAAUUAUACAUGCUCUGGUAUUAUCAACUGUUAUGUUCUACUUUCUAUUACAGAAAGUUAUUUAUAGCUAAAUUUAUUUAACAAAAAUUAAUUAUAAUUAAUACCUCGUGCGAGUUUUUUUUUUAGUAGCCUUUGUGUUUUGUUUAAUUUUUACGGUACUUCAUUAACAAAUCAUGUAGCCAGCGAUACAGAAAGUGUAUUAUAAAGUUUAUAUAGAUUAUAUAUUUAUACGUAUAUAUGAAGGUUUUUGAAUAGGUGCAUAUAGCAAUAAAUCGUAUAUUUCGUUAAUCCCUCUUUUUAUGUGGUUCUUAGGACUUUAUAUUGUAACAAACGCAUGCAGAAGAAUUUAUACAUUUAUAUUAAUUGUCAAUAAACGAUCUCUGAAUAAUUUAA
Nicrophorus vespilloides is the source of this 2106-nucleotide messenger RNA. It is a transcript of the gene Skp2, whose product is annotated as S-phase kinase-associated protein 2. Gene Ontology annotation, biological process: SCF-dependent proteasomal ubiquitin-dependent protein catabolic process. The transcript has 6 exons. Lineage: Eukaryota; Metazoa; Arthropoda; Insecta; Coleoptera; Silphidae. Gene Ontology annotation, cellular component: SCF ubiquitin ligase complex. The coding region runs from base 92 to 1420 and encodes 442 amino acids. Gene Ontology annotation, molecular function: protein binding. The record is from RefSeq and is a predicted model, not a curated record.